Symbiodinium sp. CCMP2456 is the source of this 1006-nucleotide messenger RNA. The record is from the annotation of a GenBank genome assembly. Lineage: Eukaryota; Dinophyceae; Suessiales; Symbiodiniaceae.
AUGCAUCUCGAGCUGCAUCGCCAUCAUCGUCAAACGAAAGUGUUACUCCAGGUUGAUGACGAUUCCUUACGUCAAGAGGUGCUGAGCUUAAAGGGCGCGGUGGAAGCGAGCUCGGAGCGGCCCAAGAGCAGCGCGGGCUGGAAGCAGGAGGCGAGUAAGUUCGCCGAGUCCUUGGAGAAUCUGCGCUUCCGCCAGGACGACUUCCUUGUCCAGCUGAAGGCGGCCAAGGCAGCGUUGAAUGAACUGCCAGCGCUGAAGGAGGAGCUACGAUCUGGUCGGGAGGCCACGGACAACUUGGCCCAGAGCUUCACAAAAACGAAGGAGGCCACGUCCACGGAGCUGCACCAGCUGACCCACCGAUUCAACCAGCUGGAAGAGAAGAGGUUAAAGCAGCUCGGUAUGGACGUUCAGGCGCUCCAGGGAGCAUUGGUCCACGUGCAGACCGAGCUGCAGAAGGAGGUGGUGAUCCCAGACCACAUCCUCCGUGAGAUUGACGCAAAGUCUGAAGCUAGACAGGAAGCCAUGUGGGCUGAGCUGCACAAGCACGCGGAGACCGCCGCACAUCGCGCGGACCAGCUCGAACGCAGUCUCUCGAGUCGAUUGGUCAGCCUCGAGCAUUCCACCAACGCGCUGCUGCAGAAUGAGGCACACUCCCGCGAGAUGGAGCGUGAGAUGGCAAAGCAGUCGGAGUGGUUUGCAUGGCGCAUCGCUUGGUUGGAAUGGGCGACGACCGGAGAAAAGCGAAGCUUCGCACGGCCUCUGCUUCCGCCGCCUGCCACCCCAGCUGCGACGUGCUUUAAGCAGCCGAUGACAGAGGAUUCCGAGCUCUGGGCACAGGAGAAGACAGGGCGCCAGCGCCUGCGGCGCGCGCCGCUUAUGCGCCUCCCAUCAGCAGGCCCCGCCAACGCACAGAGGCUGUUGCAGACAGACGCGAGCCCAGCGUCCGUCAAGACUUUGGCCACAUCCUCCUCCGCCCCGGAUCUGGUGGUCGGGCCCGCCAGUGCAG